Amphibalanus amphitrite is the source of this 768-nucleotide messenger RNA. RefSeq names its product glycine cleavage system H protein, mitochondrial-like (gene ppl). The coding region runs from base 150 to 434 and encodes 94 amino acids. The transcript is spliced from 5 exons. Lineage: Eukaryota; Metazoa; Arthropoda; Thecostraca; Balanomorpha; Balanidae. Gene Ontology annotation, biological process: protein lipoylation; glycine decarboxylation via glycine cleavage system. The record is from RefSeq and is a predicted model, not a curated record. Gene Ontology annotation, cellular component: glycine cleavage complex; cytoplasm; mitochondrion.
CGGAGGAGGAUGGUGGCUUUUAUUUUAGCUUCUCCGCCGACUGCGGGGAGCGCCGUCGCCGAGAUCUCAAAUACACGGAGCAGCACGAAUGGGUGCGCUUGGACGGAGCCGUGGGCACGGUCGGCAUCACGGCUAAAGCGGCGGAGUCCAUGGGAGAUCUGGUGUAUGUGGAGAUUGCCGAGCCCGGGCUAGAGGUGGAUCAAGGAGAUGAGUGUGGAUCAGUGGAGAGCGUCAAGGCAGUGAGCGACAUCUACGCCCCCGUCUCUGGCAAAAUCACUGAUCGCAAUACGGACCUCUCUGACACACCAGAGCUCGUCAACCAGGACCCGUACGGCGAACAAGGCUGGCUGUUCAAGAUCGAGCUCUCCAAGCCGGAGGAGCUGGACGCGCUGAUGACGGAGGAGCAGUACACGGCCUUCAUCACAGAGGAGUGAGUGGCGGGGCGCGGCCGCCGCCGCCGCCGCGGACGUCUAGUGGUGCUACUGAGCGUGAGAUGGAGGGACGCUCAGCCCGAUACAGCGCGUCAGCACGGCGGGGCCCGCGUCCCGCGCGCUGUGACCGGGUGCCAGUGAUGUGGGGGCUUUUCGAUAGCUGUGUUCAGGGACGGCAGUCCUCAGAGUAAGUGAGAACUUGCGCUGAGGCACUCACGAAGCUGCAUGUGCAAUACGAUGGUUAUUUGAGUACGCAUUUUUAUCGUGCGCUGAAUGACAAUACAUUGAACACAUUUACGCUUUCCUUAAAAGAGCGUGCAAGUGUUCACAACCUAAA